Molecule: messenger RNA, 4176 nt
Organism: Microtus ochrogaster (prairie vole)
Lineage: Eukaryota; Metazoa; Chordata; Mammalia; Rodentia; Cricetidae
Gene: Iqcn
Product: IQ motif containing N
Exons: 4
Coding region: 1-4176 (1391 amino acids)
Molecular function (GO): protein binding
Source: RefSeq, a predicted model, not a curated record
AUGCUCCCACGACUUGAGCUCAUAUUCCUCCCGCCGCCGUUGGUAUUUCUAACAGAACCAGCCCAGGGCGCUGCUGUGCACAUUUUUUGGAAUGAAGAACUGAAGACGGCCUCCUCUUACAGGCCGGCUUCCAAGAUUACACCUUCUUCUGCUCCUUUCCAACUCUAUGACCUCCAAGGAAUGGCAUCGAUGCAGCCGGCAGCCCCACUCCUGUUCCCAAGCUGCGUGUCAUCUAGUGGGCCAUGCCUCCCCCAGCCCCAGCCAACAACCCCUGUUUACCAAGAGAAAGUGGCCAAGCCAUCUCCUCAGACCCAGAAUGAGUCCUGUCUGCCAAGGGAGCUGGCAGCACCACCAUCACGGCAGGUGCCCCGCCUGAGGGCCGUGGUGGAGAGCCAGGCCUUCAAGAACAUCCUGGUAGAUGAAAUGGACAUGAUGGUCUCGCGGGCGGCCACCGUCAUCCAAGCCAACUGGAAGGGCUACCGGCUGCGGCAGAAACUGAUCUCACAGAUGACAGCAGCCAAGGCUAUCCAGGAGGCCUGGCGCCGCUUCAGCACGCGCCGGCUGAUGCGCUCCAACAAGCUGACUGUAAGGAAAGCCAAGAAGGAAGAGGAGGACGACAUCCCCUACCACCCUCCACAGCAGGUGCGCUUCCAUGCCCCGGAGGACCAGCCGCCAGUCAUGGUGAGCAAGGAGACUCAGUUCCCGUCCUCCGACAACCUGGUCCCUUCACACAGCACAGCAGCAGGUCCCUGUGCCGGUGGAGCCCCCAGGGGUGGCCUCAUGCCACAGCAGCCUGUGACUGGCAGAUUCACAGGUCCCAAAUAUCCACCCUGCAUGUUGACCAAGUCUGUCAGGAGCUCCUGUCUCGUCAGGCACUUGGAAGGGGACAGCAUGAAGAGCCGGCACGCGGCUUCCAGGACCAUCAAGUCGGGGACCCCAGAGUUAACAGCGUCAGCGAGAUAUGGCCAGGCCAUCCAUGCAACCCUGAAAACCCAGACCCAGGUCCACAUUGAAGCAGAUGUCCCCAAGGCCCCACUGCAUAUGUAUCCAGUGAACAAAACUCCUACCAAGGUGUGCUCAGUGGCCCUGGCCACAGUGGCUACAGUGGCCACAGCACCCAAGGGUCCACUGCAGACCUACCCCACAUCUUCAGGGACGGUCAUGAAGAUGCAGCCACCAAGCUGCCCGACCUCCCCGGAGACCAGGCCCCUGGCUCAUGUACGACCCAACCCUUCAUUCUCUAGCACUCUACCCCAGGUGCACUCUGUGGUCCCCAUGGCCAGGGCACAGCCCCCAGGAUCUGGUGUGACCUCCACAGUCAAGGCUUCACCACGCCUAGGGGCUUCUGUCAAUAGGGGCCCACUUCAGACUGGCUCUGGUCCCAUGAUGGCAAAAACUUCACCCCAGAUGCGUUCAGUGACCAGAAGUCAACCUCAGACAUCUGCGGCGUCUCCUUCAUCCAAAGCCUCCUCCCAGCCAAGCCCUGCAGUCAAACUCUCCCCUCAGACUCGCCUGGCAGCCAUGAUAACCAAGACCCCAGCUCAGAUACGCUCUGUGGCUGCUGUGCUCAGGACCCUGUGUCUGGUCCCUACAGUGACAGCCUCAAGUCCCAAGGGUUCACCCCAAACUUCAGUGGUUGCUGGAAUUCCCAACGCCCCAUCCCAGGUUCACCUGAGCAACCCAAAGGCCAAGGUCACUGUUAGCACCAAGCAGACCACUGCGGUCGUCAAGGUGACUUCUCAGGCGUACUUGGCUGAGGAGAAGGGCAGGUGUGGACCCCACGGACAUCUAGGCACUGUAACUCCUAAACUUCCAGCCAAGUCUCCAUUGGAAGUAGAGAAGAUGAAGCCUGGGCCCCCAAGGGCACCCAAGAAGGAAGCAUCUCCCAAGACUAACAUGGCCAUUGUAGCCAGGGCUCUGUCUUGGACAAAAGUGGCAGAAGACAGGAACAGACCGUUGACUCAGACCCAGCAGAAGGCAGAGGUUGUGAAGGUGCACUCCAGGGUGUAUAUGCCUGAAGAGAUGACCGUGACCCUGUCCCAGGCCCAGCUGGCUGUCCCCCUGACCAAGGCUACCUCCCAAGCCCAGCCACUCCCUGGCCACCCAGGGCCCCUGCCAGCCUCACCCCUUUCUAAAGCCACGUGCCAGGUGUGUCCCCCAAGUAAACUCAGUAAGGCCCCAUCCCUGGCCCAGCUCAUCACAUGUCUGGCCAGGGUUCCGUCCCAGGCCCAUCUGCCCAUGGGGCUGGUGAAGGCUCAGUCUCAGGCCCAACUGACCUCCGAAACGUCCAAGUGCCUCUUGGCUGCCCACCCUGCCACUGACCUCAGUGGUAAGGCCCAGUCACAGCCACUCCUGAGCACAUCCAAGCCAUCUGUCCAGUUCUGGCAAUAUUUUGGAACACUUAACACUGGACCCCGUGCCAAGCCAGAUGACAAGAGCAUGACCCAGCCCCAGCUCCAAAGCCACGUACAAAACAAGGCCACACAGAACCCACGCUCAGUGGCCACAGAUACCCAAGGUAUGCAGGUACCUCUGCUGACUCCCUCUGGACACCCUGUAUGCAAUGGAGAAUCCUGGGGUGACAGCGGACAGGCACAGACCCCACCUCCACCCCCUAUGCCCAGCCAGGCGGUGUCCUGCCAUGAAGACCUGGCGGCGUCCAUGGCAUCCCUGUGUGCAGACUUGGUGACCAUGCUGGGCUCCACCGAGGACCUGAGGACACUCUUGGCCAAGACACUUUCUCAGGGAGAAGUAAGGACAGCGCUGAGCCAGGCUCUGUCCCGGGAAGUCUUAGGGCCUUCUGUGGUCAAGGCCCUGCCUCAAGGCAUGCUGGGAAUGGCACUGAUGAAGGCACUGUCAUGGGGUGAACUGGGCAUCUCCCUGUCCCGGGCCCUAUCCCGUGGUGAGCUGCUUCCAGAACUCAGCAAGGCCACACAGGGCAAGCUGGCUGAGGUCCUGUGCAAGGCUUUGACGGAAGAUGAGAGGGCCACACUCAGCCAGGCGCUGUGCCAGGGUGAGCUGGGAGCUGUUUUCACUCAAUCCCUGGCCCAGAUGGCCCAGAGGACAGGCACCUUCCUCCCCAAGGCCACCUCGAAAACGGUGGGAAGCCGGAUGACCACGGCGCCUGCCCCAGUGGAGGUGGCUUGCAGCGGGAGUCUGUCAGUUGCGUGGGGACCUGCGCUGGGCCCUGUCCGAGCACGAUGUAGCAAGGGCCCUGUGGAUGCUGGCCUGGCUGCUGGCCAGUCAUGGAAUUCCAAAGUCCCCAACGUAUCGGCCAGAGCCACAGCAAGUGCUGGGCCACCCCAAGGCCCGUGGCAUCCCAGCAGGGGCCACAGGCCCUGGGACCCCUUGGGGGCAGAGGCAGCGCUGGACCACAAGCCCUCAGCUGAGCUGCUGGUAUCAAUUCGCACCAUGGAGAAAGUUGUCCUCGAGGCUGUUGUCACCAUUCAGGCCUGUGCACGUGGCUACUUGGUGCGCCGCACUGUGAAGCUGUGGCAUCAGUGGGCCACCGUCAUCCAAGCUACGUGGCGCGGCUACCGUGUGCGACGAAACCUGGCGAGGCUGCUCAGGGCCACCACCAUCAUCCAGGCAGCCUGGCGCGGCUACUGCACUCGCCGCGACCGGGCUCAUCAGGUGUUGCUCCCUACGAUGUGGCCUGAGCACCGUGGCAGAGCCCAGGGGACCUCUGACACCAAGAACAGCUCUGAGCACCGCUGCUUCCUGUCCUGUCAACCCAAUGUCUGCAGCGUCUGCCAGGCCCUGGGUCCUCAGGUGGCGAGUCCACCCAGUGUUGUGAUGCUCGUGGGGUCCCAGCCACGCACCUGCCACAUGUGUGGCCACACACUGUCUACUCGCGUGGUGCAGGGCUUUGGUCAGGGCAUCUCAGGCCAGUCUGGCUCUCGCUGGGCAGUGCCCCCUGCUCAGUGUCCCCUGCUCAGCCAGCAGCACAGAGCGGCCACUCUCAUUCAGGCGGCCUGGAAGGGCUACCGGACCCGCCGACAGCUGAGCCAGCAACAGUCUGCAGCCAAGAUGGUUCAGGCCACAUGGAGGGGACAUUAUACACGCAGCUGCCUCACCACGGAUGCCCUCUUGGGGACAGGAAGCCCGUGGAACAUCUCCAGGGAGACUUCACGCCGUACCUCGAGGGCUUACUCUUUGCACUGGCCUGGUGUCUAG